AUGCGGAAACUAGCAGGAACUAGCUGGGGAGCAAAUGAGACAAUCCUCAAGAGAGUAUAUCAAGGAACUGUACGGCCGCAUCUUGAAUACGGUUCAUCAGCCUGGUCAACCACUGCAAAGACCAACCAGCAAGCUUUAGACAAGGUUCAAAACCAAGCUCUGCGAAUCAUAACUGGAUCCAUGAAGUCUACACCCAUUAAAGACAUGGAAAAAACUGCAGCAAUACAACCCCUUGGUGAGAGGAGAGAUGCCAAGAUCAUGAUCCAGGCAGAGAAAUUCAGGUACCUGCCCAAUCAUCCAAUGAAACAAAGAAUGGAUGGUCUGACAAAGAAUCGUCUCAAACGUAGCAGUUUCAUCCACCAAAGCAGAAGACUUACUAGAGAACACCAAGCUAACCCGUUACCAAAGACACUUCCAUUUUGCCCAACAGAUCUUCCACAACCAUGGAAUGAUGAACAAGCCAAUCUACAGAUCAGCAUGUCUGUCCCACAAUUAGCUUCAGCACACUCCCAAAACGACCUGGUCAAACGGUCACUGGCAAUGGCUAUGAUCAGUGACCGGUACCCAGAAGAAUCUUGGAUCCAUGCAUACACUGAUGGUUCGUCAACAAAUGCUGUGGCCAAUGGAGGGGCAGGCAUAUUUAUCAAGCUCCCUUCAAGAAAUACCCUAACUGCAAAAGUACCAACCGGCACCCACAGUUCCAACUACAAUGCAGAAACCCAUGCACUUAUUCAGGCUGCUACAAUGAUCAAGGAUGCAAAAGAAGACUGUCAACAAGUUGUCUUCCUCACAGAUGCUCUCUCAGUCCUACAAGCCUUGCAAGGGGAAAACUUCCUCACCUGA
This is a messenger RNA of Gigantopelta aegis, 843 nucleotides long. RefSeq lists its product as uncharacterized. Bases 1 to 843 code for a protein of 280 amino acids. NCBI's taxonomy places the organism in Eukaryota, Metazoa, Mollusca, Gastropoda, Neomphalida, Peltospiridae. The transcript has a single exon. Gene Ontology annotation, molecular function: RNA-DNA hybrid ribonuclease activity; nucleic acid binding. The record is from RefSeq and is a predicted model, not a curated record.